Phytophthora infestans T30-4 is the source of this 1451-nucleotide messenger RNA. RefSeq names its product M96 mating-specific protein family. The record is from RefSeq and is a predicted model, not a curated record. The transcript is spliced from 3 exons. NCBI's taxonomy places the organism in Eukaryota, Oomycota, Peronosporomycetes, Peronosporales, Peronosporaceae. The coding region runs from base 24 to 1451 and encodes 475 amino acids.
UGGCGUUCCUUCCGGACGACGAGAUGGCGGCGUUUAAGGCGGCGCUGUUGUUUGUGGACGAGUUUGCAGACGGGAGAGGCGCCGCACCCGCCCCCGCGCAGCCAUUGGAGGUGCUGAAUAAACAGGAAAUGGAGUGGGCGCUAAGCUUGCCUUCGUCUUCCAAGGACUCACCCAGCUCGUCGUCGUCAGUGGCGUCUCCACAGCCCAACAGCGAGAACCACCACACCACAACUGAUGAGGACGGUUCACCUCGUUGCGUGGGGAGCGAGAAGCCCAAACGCACUCGAGCGCCGCGACGCCAGACCGUCAAGAAGCUGCUGCGCAAGAGUUGGGUAACUGGCGACUCCAAUCGGGCCAGGAACGAACGCCGCAUUGAGGUGGCUUAUCUUAAGGAGAAGGUUGCUCAGCUUGAGGCAGAACUGGAGAGUUUGCAGCAUCACCGAGCCUCCACGAAGCUGAUCAAGCAGGACGAACACGAUGAUUCAACUUCGGGACACGAAGGCGCAAUGUCGGUUGCUGAUCAGUCAGUCUGGAAACCAGUAGCUCAACAGCAACGCAAACGCAGAGAGAAAGCGGAGAUUGAAAAUGCGCGCUUGAAACUGGUGCUGGAGAGUCAACUUAAGGCUGCCAAAAGCAUGCAAAUGCUGCUACUGAAGCGAGCAAAGAACCAGUUAAUGGAGUGUGCACGGACUGUAACACCUGAUACCACCGAUUUCGCGGCUGGCCGUAUGGUAAACUAUCAUUCGGAUCUCGGCGACUUUGAGGAUAUGCUGGUUAUUCUUGAAGGAGCUUAUCGCGAGAUGGAUGCUGUAUUCUGCACAAAUGGUCUGGACUCGAUGGAGGUCACAUACAAAGAUACUCAAAUCCGCGAGGGAGACGAUGGUAUUUAUCUGGACGUAUUCUCAAACAAAGUGCUUCCUUUCGAUCUGGACACCACUGCUAAGGCAGUGUGGGACCAUUUCAAAGGUGCUGACAAGCACCGAGGCAAGGUGUACGAAAAGACUGCAAAGAUUUUGGAUGAAUCCGAUACGAUUGUCGAGAAUUUUGCGAAAGAAAUGUACGUCGGCUCGACGCACGCCAUGUUCCGUGUGAAGCAAGUUUUGCGUCGCUACGUGGAGAAGGAUCGUGUGGUGGUGGUGUUCAUCUCGAUCAAGACGCCUUUGGAAGUGGUGGAUGAGCCUUUUGCAGGCCUCACGCACCGUCACCAAUGUUAUGCUGUGGCUAAGCGCUCAUCGGUGUCCCCAUCACAAGCUGCUGGUCCGCGGUGUCUACUGCAGAUGUGUUCGCUGGUGUCGCUUGAGCAUGGACAAGAACAGCCGGAGAACGACUCUCCAGUCAUGGGAGCCAUGACCAAGUUUAUGAUGGGUGCUGCUGCUAACAGCAUCACGGCCAGCCAGGAGCUCAUCGAAAACGCGCUCAUGGACCAGGCAGUUAAAAACCCGGUCGGUUAA